Megalobrama amblycephala (Wuchang bream) is the source of this 6597-nucleotide messenger RNA. RefSeq names its product interferon-induced very large GTPase 1-like. The coding region runs from base 935 to 5932 and encodes 1665 amino acids. The record is from RefSeq and is a predicted model, not a curated record. Gene Ontology annotation, molecular function: GTP binding; protein binding. The transcript has 2 exons. Lineage: Eukaryota; Metazoa; Chordata; Actinopteri; Cypriniformes; Xenocyprididae.
GUGGGUGCAAAUGCUGAUCUAAGUAUGAAUGACAACCAGAAAACUGAAGUCAAAAACUUCACUUGUACAUUUUAUGGCGACUUCCAGAUACCGUCUAACCCAACCUCUUUUGAAGAUGCAUUGAAGGUUUUUGCUGAUCUUCCAAAAUUGCUGGGAGAAAAACAAGACCUUGCAGUUCCACUGAGAGUUUGGCUUUAUCCUCUGGACAAACUUCACUCGAGAACUUCAAAACUUCAUAGAGACAUCAGCAUUGAUUUAACCAUAAAGACUGAAUCAGUGAUUGAGAGUUUAAAUACAGCUGAGAUGAAAUGGAGUGAUUUUCUGAAAGACUCUCCUGCACGGAUGUUUGCUGAAUUUCAUGAUAAAAUACAGAAAAUGAAGCAAAACAGCUACAUGUACAAGUUGAAACUCAUGAAGAAACUCGGCUCUUUGCUGCCAAACAUCCGCGGGGACAUAGAGAAGGAAACUGCACUGAAUGAUCUUCUACAAGAACAUGAUGAAUCUCCAUUCAGAGGAAGUGACCUCACAGAAUGGCUGAAAGAGAGAGAAAGAGAGUCUGAGAUCAUUAAAACAAUCAUCAGACAGCUGAAAGACGUUGAGGUAAAAGACAACAUUGAUCUCAUCAAGAUGGAUUUGGAGGUUGGGAAUCUGGUCAGCUACACGUUUACAUCAUUGAACUGCUCAGAUGUUCUUCUUCAACAACAAACCGCCUAUCUGAGUCCUUCAACACAAGGAGAAACUGAUGUGGAGAGCCCUGAUUUCAAGCGAAAGUCUUGGCUAACUCCUGAUAUCCAAAAGUCCAUGAGGAGCAACUUGAAGAUAUUUAAGAACUUGAUCAAUUCAAACAGCUGUGAACAAGACAGGUUCAUUGUGUCAUCAAAGGAAAUGGAGAAUCAUCCUGGUUCCUGCAUUAUUCUGUACGGAAGUGAAUGUGAUGAAGCUGUUUGCUUUACUCCUCCAUCCAAAACCAGCCUGUCCGAUCACUGAAGAGGUCAAAGGUCAGAAUGUGGUUCUGAAGGUUCCUCCAUCAUGUCCUGCUACAGUGGAGCUCAGAUUACUGUAUAAAGCGAAGCAGGACACAGUCUGGACAUCUGAACCUGUGCUGAAGGAUCAACACACAGUUACUCUGACUGAUCUGAGAGAAGAAACUGAGUAUGAGAUCAAAUGUGCAGCGGUGGGGAAACUCAACUACACCGUAGACAGUGAUGUGAUCAGAGUCAUCACAGAGAGAAAAAACAAGGACAUUGGAACAGCAGGAAUCAGAGCAGAAGAAAUAUAUCAUCUAUUUCACAGACUUCAUCUUAAAUACCACAAUAAACUGAGAGCUGCAGAUGUUCUUCAGAUAACUGAACAUUCAUUACAGUCCCAUGAAUCUUGUGCAGAAGAAGAGCUGACUCAGACUUUUCUUCAAAAACUACUGAUGAUGGACUACAGAUCAAGAUACAUUAAAACUAAAAAUAACAAUGAGGAAGAUCACACACAACGAAGAGACAAUCACUCAUCUGAAGAUGAAGGUGAUAUUUUUCAUGAAAUGGUUUUGUCUAAUGAAGGAGCAAGUCAGUUUAAGAGGAUUCACCCCAUGGAUGUCCAGAUGGCCAUGUUUCAUUGUGCCGAUAGUUUCCUAAAGCAGAUGUUGGUCACUAAACUGUCCCAGUGUCAGUACGCUCUGCCUCUGCUUGUUCCUGAUCCAUUCACACAACAGAUUGAGUUUCCUCUCUGGACAUUCAGACAAAUCAACAAGAGCUGGAAGAUGAGAAACACCAACAAUGAAACCAUCAGUCGAACCCAGCCGAUCUACAAGGCAGAAAUUCCAAUGGUUUUUUUCUUCAGGUUUGGUUCUGUGUCUUCAUCCAAGUCUCAGCUGAUGAACAGUCUGAUCAAUGAGAAACACAACACGUUCUUCCACAGGAACUGCCCAGGCAGCAGCAGAACCAGAGUCCUGAUGGAUGGAGUGGUGGAGAUCGCCUGGUUCUGCCCCUCUGAAUCAUAUGAUGAUAAAUUCACUGACUGUGUUGCGUUCUGUAAUCUACAUGGUGAUGCAGGAGACCAUGAGAAACAGCUGCAGAUCCUCACUGAAAUGGCCUCAGUCAAUGUUGUUCUGCUAUUAAAACUGGACAGGAAUGACAGACAUGCAGCGAUAAUUCAAAACUUGUACAGGAACAGAAAGCCACUCAUCUGUCUUUUUACUGAAGAUGAAUCUGCUGUAAUUGAGACGAAGACAGGAAAAUUCAAAAUUGGUUUAAAAGACAGAAAUCAGUCAGAAGUAUCUGAUGAACUCAGAAGAGUUCUCAAUGGUUGUCUCGCAGAAUCAUCUUCCACUUUCAGACUUGAAGAUGUGUCCAAACACUCAAACAUCAGAGUAGAUGUGGAAGAUGAUGAAGACUGCAGAAGAGGAAGAGAAGCAGCACAGCAGAUGAUGAGUUUACUGGAGAAGAAAGAUCUGACAGAAAUCAAAGAAUCAUUUCUGCCUCAUCAGGGGAAACUGUGGCAUCAGUGGAGUCAGAAGAACAAAGAACUACAUCGACCUCAAGGAGAAGAGACUGAAAUGGACAUCAGUAGAAAACAAACAAAGAUGCAGAAAAUCCGUGAACAACAGCAUGAAUCUGACAACAGUGAGUUUAUGAAGCUCUUUAUUAAAGAAAUUAUCACAGACACUGGACAUAAUAUGUAUUUCAUUAAAUGGCUCGGAAUUCUUCUUGAUGAAUAUACCUCAGCCGAUCUUUCUGCUCUUCAUCAGAGGCAUAAUAAAAAGAGGCCAAGAGACAAAAAACUGAAAGAGAAACAUGAUAAAUAUGAAAACCUCUGGGCUGAACAAACCAAACUUGUAAAAAUAUCUGAGGAUCUUCAAACUACAGCCUUUGGGUUGGAGCACAUCAUGAGGGAGAUCGGUCAGAUCUAUGAAUCAUGUUCAUCUGUGCAGAAGAACAAGAAAGACCUGCAGUCCGACUUCUCUUCUCUCCCGAGUCUUGCAGCAGAGAUGAUGAUCUCUGGAUUUCCACUGGAGCUGAUGGAUGGAGAUGCUGCUCAUGUUCCUGUUGUCUGGAUCUCUGCUGUUCUAGAUGAACUCAUCCAGAAACUGGGAGACCAGAGACUCUUUGUGCUGUCAGUUUUAGGGCUUCAGAGCUCUGGGAAAUCCACCAUGCUGAAUGCCAUGUUUGGACUCCAGUUUGCCGUCAGUGCUGGCAGGUGCACCAGAGGAGCUUUCAUGCAGCUGGUCAAAGUGUCCGACGAGAUGAAAACACUGAUGAACUUUGACUAUAUUCUGGUUGUUGAUACUGAGGGUCUUCGUGCUCAAGAACUGGCUGGAAGAUCAACAAGAGAUCAUGACAAUGAAUUGGCCACAUUUGUUGUUGGUCUUGCAAAUCUGACAUUGAUCAACAUCUUUGGAGAAAACGCAGCUGAGAUGCAGGACAUUCUUCAGAUUGUUGUUCAGGCCUUCAUGAGGAUGAAGAAGGUCAGACUGAAUCCCAGCUGUAUGUUUGUGCAUCAGAACAUUUCAGACGUCACAGAUGAAGAGAAAAACAUGGAGGGAAGGAAACGACUGCAGGAGAAACUGGAUGAGAUGACAAAACUCGCUGCUAAAGAGAAAGUCUGUGAUGCAGAAUGUUUCAGUGAUGUCAUUAGAUUUGAUGUUCAGAAUGAUGUGAAAUAUUUUGCUCAUCUUUGGGAGGGCAACCCACCGAUGGCACCACCAAACCCAAACUACUGUGAGAAUAUUCAAGAACUAAAGGAAUCUAUUAUAUCUCAUGCCUCAAAAUCACAUGGAUUGAAGCUGAAAGUAUUAAAAGACUGUAUUAAGGAUCUCUGGGAGGCUUUACUGAAUGAACGAUUCAUCUUAAGCUUCAGAAAUCCUCUGGAAAUUUCAGCCUACAGGAAACUGGAAACAAAAUACAACAAAUGGUCCUGGAGUCUCCGCAGUGCCAUGAUGGAAACUGAGAACAAACUACACAACAAAAUAGAAAAUGAAGCAAUUCAUGAGGUUGAGGAAACUGAUGUGAAAACAGAACUGAAGAUGACAAAUGAAGAAGUGAAAAACUCAAUCUCAGGUUUAUUUGAGAAAGACACUGAUGCAGAAAUUCUGAUUCAGUGGAAAAUAUCAUUUGACAUCAAAAUUAAAGAGCUUCAGGAAAACGUUGCAAGAGAAACAAAGAUGAGAUUAAAUGAGAUUCUUCAGCAGCGAGAACUGAAGAAAAAGAUUGAUGCUCAGAAGACACAUCAUGAAAAUACUCUCUAUGAAAAGAGCAAAAACCUUGCCUUAAAACUCAAAGACAAAGCAAAUGAUGAAGAAACACUAAAGAAAGAGUUUUAUUUGUUUUGGAAACAAAGUGUAAAGAAGAUCAUCAGAGACACUCCUUCAAUCAGAGAAAUUGAUUUAAUGAGAGAUGUGAGAGAGAUCCUAAAACUCAUCUAUAAAAGUGCUCCUGAAUACCAAUAUGGUGAGAGCUGUGAUAUAUUUACUGUGUCAACUUAUUCUGAAUAUGUUAUUUUCAGAAAGCCCACAAAAAGAGUUAAAGAAACACAUGGAUUUGCUCACACUCUGUCUCCAGAGGAUGAAACCCAGAUAAAAUCAUUAGUCACUGAUGUUGUUCAGCAGACAGACAAAAUGAUUCAGUCAUUUAACAUUUCAAAGAUGGGCUACAACAUCAGCUGCAUUCAACAACUCAUAGAUUACAUCAAGACAAGAGUAACAGAACAUCAGAAAGGACAAGUAAAAUAUGUGUUCAAGAUUGAUUUCUUCAUGGAUUUGGUUAUUUCCAUCUGUAAGAAAGCAAACAAGAUGAUCACUGACCAACACAGACUGUUCAGAGAUGCCAAUGAUCCUAAGAUAUAUGUAGAGAAGAAGAAAGAAGACUACUACAGUGUUUUCCAGAAAUACUGUCAUGGAGCAACAUCAGCUACCAUUUUUGGUGAGAUCAUCUGUCAGAAACUCAAAGAGCCCAUUGAACAGAGUGUCUACAAGAAGACUGCCAGAGAUCUGACAGGUGAAAUCAGAUCAAACUGUGAAUCACUGAAUGGAAACAGAUCAAAUCUGGAGAAACACAUCCUGAAGACAAUGGCAGAAGAGGAGGACUUCAACAAAUACAUGAACUACAUUGAUAAUCCCAGAGAUCAUUUCAAGAGUUUCAUCAGAGAUGAAGUCAGUCGGUACAUCACUGAUAAGUUCAGUGUCAGUGUUUUACACAAGAUGAAGGAGAACAUUGAACUCCUGCAGCAGAAGAUCAUGAAAGCAGCACAUGAAUCUACUGAACAUGUUCAAGUGAACAGUGGAGAUGUUGAUUUGUGGUUGAAGAGUUUCACACAGCAGAUCUCAGAUGCGCUGAUCUUCUCUGAAAAAGACCUCAAUGGAGUGAAACAUGAUGUUGAUGAUUUCAACCUCCUAGAAGAUGUGAUAAGACAAGAACUUCUUUCUGUAAUGUCUGACAUCAGCAGUAGAUUAAACACAGAGACAUUUCCAGUAAAUCUGGACUAUAAGUUCAGACCAGAUGAGCUUCUGAUUGAUCACUUCUGCCAGUCCUGUUGGGUUCAGUGUCUGUUCUGUAAAGACAUUUGCACCAACACUACAAAAAACCAUCAUGGAGAUAACAGUGCUCCUUUCCACAGAGUGAGAGCAAUUAAUGCAAGGCAUUUCCCUCAAGCACAGUAUCUCUGUGCUGUUAUUUGCUCAAAAUUAGUGGUGAGUGAUCAAGAUUUCUAUGCAACAGAUGGAAGCCUUCUUUCUAGAGAAUACAGAAGAGCAGGAGGAGUUUAUGAAGACUUGAGCAUCACCUCUGAUCUCUCUGAACUGCCCUACUGGAAGUGGUUUGUCUGCAGAUUCCAGAAAAAGCUCCAAAAAUACUACAAUAAAACAUUUGAGGAGAGGGGUGAGAUCCCUGUUAAAUGGAGAAAAUACUCAAAAAAGGAAGCUAUUGAGAGUUUGGAUCAGUGCAUCUAAUGAAGCAGAUAAAAAGCAGAUAAAGAAUCUUCCAUCUCCCCUCAGAUUCUCCUCAGAUCACAGCCAGAAAUGAGUUUCUAUUAUACACCAGUAAAACUCCAAACUCAAACCUCAUAGAGAAAUGAUAGAGUACACUGGAUACAAGAGCUUUGGAGACAAUAUUCAAUCUAAAAGUGUUCUGUUCAAUAGAGGUAAAAUGCCAAAAAGAUUUACAGUUUAUUUUUUACUUGAAUUUUAGAAAUUUGUAUUGAAAAAAGUUAUGCAACCUUUACUAAAACAUAAUUGUUAUUGUGGUUUAUUCUAUAGUUUUUUUUUUUUGUUUUUUUUUUUUUGCCAAUUAUAGCUGUUUUUUGUUCUGUAUGUUAAGAUAUUAAAUUAGCUGUAGAUAUUCAAAUGAGUUUUAUGUUAUUCAUAUUAUAAAAGUAUUUGCUGUUUAGAAAUACAAAAAAAGCAUCAUUCAAAACAACUAUAUGUAGUAUUGUCGAUUAGUCGAUGUAUAAUCUAGAAAUCAGUGUUCCAUCAGAGUGAUUUUGACACUGAUAUUUCAAGGUAAAUUACAUAAAUUUGCUUUUAUCAGAUUUCUAAAACAUUGAAACAUUUCCAUACUGUGAUCAUUAUAUCUAAUGCUUUGUGCGCUUGUACAAACAAUGACUUGUGGUUCAAAU